Molecule: messenger RNA, 2676 nt
Organism: Mercurialis annua (annual mercury)
Lineage: Eukaryota; Viridiplantae; Streptophyta; Magnoliopsida; Malpighiales; Euphorbiaceae
Exons: 10
Coding region: 250-2367 (705 amino acids)
Source: RefSeq, a predicted model, not a curated record
CAUAUGUAAUGUAUAAAGAAGUUUCCCUUCCUUUUUAUUACCUUUUGUUUAAGUAAACUUAUUUCCUUCUUGGCCGAUCAACUUUCUCGCGGCGAUUUUCUCGCUCUCCAAACACUCCUCAAUUUUCGUUCACUGCAAAAUCCCUUCGAUCCAUUCAGAUUCUAAUCUGUCCUAACGCCGAUCUCCUCCUUUAUUUUGUUUCCCGCACUCUACUGGGAAUUGUUGACUUGAGAUUUUCAGGGAGCAUAAAUGCCAGUUCCGAAACUAAAGGCCUCGCACCAUGCAGAUGUGAUGAAAUUAGAGGAGGGAAAUGAUGCUCUGGAUUCAGUGAUAAGGCAAGCAAUUGGAAAAGACUCCUCUCUUUCUUUCUCAAGGGCUGGUAAUAAUCCAGUACAGUGGUUCCAAUUACUCCAAGCUCUAGAUCAGCAGCAAGAUGCCGCAGGUUGGCCUUUGCUUACUCCUUUGAAGGUGCAAAUGCAGAAGUGUGACAAGUGUUCCCGAGAAUUUUGCUCACCAAUUAAUUAUAGAAGGCAUAUGCGUGUGCACCAUCGGUUGAAAAAGCUUGAUAAGGACACAACCAAAAAUAGGGAACUCUUGGGAAUCUUUUGGGACAAGCUCUCUGAUGAUGAGGCCAAGGAGAUAUUAUCUUUCCAGGAUGUCGCAUUACAGGAAGUUCCAGGGUCUUCAAUUUUGGCGUCAUUGUCAAAUCUUAUCCGGAAACCUGUUCUUUCCUCCCUUCCACAAUAUUAUUUGAGAGCUGGUUUUUCCCUUUUGGAUAUGAUUCAAGCUAAGCCUUCCAGUUUUCCUUUGUCUUCUGUCAAACUAUUCAGCAUUCUUGACGAUGCAAGUGAACGAAUGUUCCUUUGUGGAGCAAUUGAAUCGAUGCAAAAAUAUAUUUUUGAUGGGGAAGCUGGGAAGGUUGGCCUUGAAGCAAAAAAUGUAGUUGCUUUCACAAGCUAUCUAGUGGAACAGAAACUGGUUAAAGUAUGGCUUGCUGACAAGGAUGCUGAAGCUUUAAGAUGCCAAAAGUUGCUGGUUGAAGAGGAAGAAGCUGCACAGAUAAGACAUGCUCAGAUCUUGGAAAGGAAGAGACAGAAAAAGCUCCGGCUGAAAGAACAAAAAACUAAGGAGCUAAGGCAAGGGCAGGCAGAUCUUAUGGAGCGAGUUGACGACACAUUUGAGGCGGUAGCUUCAGCUGAUGAACCCUGUCAAUUAGCUACAUCUGAAUCUGAUACUAAUAUGCACAGUGUUACACUGCCAGAUCGCCAUCCUUCAUCUCUUGAGCCUUUCCAAUUUCCUUGCACGAUUGAAGAUGUGGAUUUGGAACUGCAGGCUGGACCUGACACUGGAAACAGUGAUCCUGGCACCAGUCAUAUUGUUGAACAUAGGAUACAAAGAAAUAGCUACAGACACAGAGCUUCUCGAUUUCACUUGUCUCCAAAGUCACAUAGGAAUCAUGUCCCAAAUGGUUUCCAUGCAAGUCGCAGUAAACAAGCUCCAAAAUUUGGCAUGGUGCAGAAGCAUGGAAGUCACAGAGACUUGAAAUCUCUGCCUGCAAUCAAUGGCAAUAGAAAAUGGAGCCGAAAACCUAAAUCGGGGAAUGCUGUGAAAAGUAGAGUACAUAAAGAAGUAGUAAGCCAACCAGAUCCGGAUAAAAAACAUGAGGUUCUGAUUGGAUCUAUAUCAGUUACACUUGGAAACUGCAACGAACAAGAGGGUAACAACUUUGAUGGGGCCAGGGGUGAUUGUCUGCCAGAGCAUCAAAUGCCAAAAAAAUCCAAUGUUCAGGACAAGCAUAAUAGGCCUGAUUCUUCUCAUAGUAACACAAAUCGGUCUACAGUAAAACUUUGGAGGCCUGUGAGUAGAAACGGAAGCAAAGGCUUGACUCAAGUUGAAAAUAUUGAUAGAGAAUCUCGAAGUGAUAGGCCUGUUGUUAACGAUGGUAAUCAAUCCAGUGAAAACUGUCAAAGUUUGUUUUCUGUCGAUGAUAAUUAUGAUAGGGCAGAGAAUAAUAGCUCUUCACUUCCGCAAGAGAGUCCGCAUCCAGGAGGCUUGCUGUUCUCAUGCCAAGCAGCAAAAGCAUUUCUCAUGGAGAGGUGGAAGGAAGCCAUUGCCGAUAAACAUGUCACUUUGGUUCUAUCUCCAGACUCGGAAUACGUGGAGAUUCAAAGUGACUGUCUAGUAGAUAUAGACCAGUCAUCAGAUAUUAAAAAUCGGAGUCUACUUGGCAAUAAUACAGAGAAUCAGUCAGUUGAUGCGGGGACGCUCGAGUCUUCCGCCAGCAAUGGAGGUAAAGGAAAAUUCAGAACAAAGCCCGAGAAAGGUGUAAAGUUGAAGUAUAUACCGAAGCAGAGAGGUCUCCCGUAAUAAAGAUGGAGACGGGAUUUUUCUCCCUUUUUUUGUUAUACAAAUGUGCACAGUUUAAUGGGUAUUACAUUCUUAGCAGAGGUUCCAGUUUUACUGAAGGUCUUCUGUCCAAAAUUUUAAGAAAGAUUGUGAGAAAAUACAAUAGUUGCAUAGUUUGAUUAGUGCAAUACUUUUUUGGAGCAAGGGUUCAAUUUUUUUGAUUCUGUAAUAAGUAUGGUUUUCUAGGUAUGGCUUAAGUGUGUCCUUGCAAUUUUUUGAUUUAGUAUAUUGGCCAAUUUUAUCAGAAAGAAGAAUGUGGUUUGGCUAUCA